GAGAUUGUCACAUGAAUUAUUUAUCAAUUGGUUAAUCAAUUUAAGGAUAUUAAAUUUUAAAAUUGCUAGGAAGAGGUGCAUUUGGAUAAGUAAAAUGAUAUAUAAUUAAUAGGUAUAUCAAGGCCUUUAACUAGAAACAAAUGAUAAUGUUGCAAUAAAAGUUAUAGAAAUAGAAAGAUUUAAAGAAAAUGAUGGAAUUUUGGGAUAGCUGGUGCAAUCUGAAAUCUAGGCUUUGAAGACUGUACAAAGUGAUCAUGUUGUAAGGUUUUUUGAGUCAUUUACCGACAGUAGAUAUUGCUAUAUAGUAAUUGAAUUUUGUGAUUGUAUGUUCAAUAUUAAAUAUUUAUUUUAGCUGGAGAUUUAGAAUAAUAACUAAAGAAACCUAACCUAAAAUUAACUGAGCAAGAUGCUUUAGGAAUUAUUAAAUAAAUCUUGUAGGGUUUAAGAGAUCUCCAUGCUAAUUAUAUAAUUCAUAGAGAUCUCAAAAUACAAAACAUUUUAGUUCAUAAUAACUCAAUUUAUAAAAUAGCGGAUUUAGGAUUUUGCAAAGUCUUAUAACAUGAAGUAUUAAAUUAAGAAUAUUAGAGGAUCAACAAUCUAGAUUGUAAUUAGGAACUUUAUUUACUAUGGCUCCAGAAAUUUUUAACUAAUAACAAUAUGGAUUGUCAUCUGACAUGUAUUCUGUGGGAGUUAUCCUUUACUAGAUUCUAUACAAGAGAUUUCCUUUUUCAUAAAGAGAUUACCUAUCAGUUGAAUAACGUAGAAUAUUUUUUUAAUUUAAGCAAUAAUUAAUUUUUAGAAAAAUUAAAUUGAAGUUUCAGAUAACACCAAGGAUCUCCUGAAACAAAUGCUAUAAUUUGAUCCUUAAAAAAGAAUAAAAUUUGAUUAAUUAAUCAAUCAUCCAGCUUUUGAAAAACCAAUAUUUAGUAUUUUAUUCAAUUAUUUUUUUAGGUAUGAUAAGUAAAAUAUAAUUACAAUCUAAUAUACUUUAAUUUGAUGACUAUGAAAAAUUUUAUCAAACAAAAACUAGAGCUAUUGAAGCUAAUUCAAAUGCUUUUAAAAACAAAGAAAUGUUAGCAAAACAUAAAGUUCAAUAAUAAUAAUAAUUUUAAUACUAGUAGGUAAAUGAAUCAUAAUAAAUGCUUUUAUAAUUAUAACACAAAUAAUAUUAAUAAUAGUUAGAAUAUUAAGAAUAUUAAUAGCAAUAAUAAUAAUAAAAAAUACAAUAACAACAAUAAUAUUAAUAGAAUUAACAAUAGUUAUAAAAAGAAUAAUAAUAAUAUUAAUAUUUAUAAUUACAAUAAUAAUAAUAAUAUUAAUAAUAAUAAUAAUAAUAAUAAUAAAAGUAAUAAUAAUAAUAAUAAUAAUAAUAAUAAUAAUAAUAAUAAUAAUAAUAAUAAUAAUAAAAGUAAUAAUAAUAAUCUAAUAAAAAAAUAAAUAUUACAGAGAUAAUAGAAGUAGAAUAAGUUGCAGAUAACAGAUUGAGCUUAGAGAUAGAUAAAAUUAAUAAUAAAAUUAAUGAGAUGUAUUUCUUUUCAAACACUAUUCAAGAAAUAAUACAUACCUUUUCUAAACCUAAUAUUGUUGCUCUAUUAUGUUACAAAUUAUAAAAAUUAUGCGAAAAUAUACUCAAUAUAAUUAUUUAAAAUAAGGAAAAAUAUUAAAAUCAAAAACAAUAUUAGUUUGACUUUUAAAUUCUUGAGUAAUAAUAUAGGUAAAUGGCUACCUUAUCGGAAGGAAUUAUUUAUUAAUUUUAUGAUUUACAAGAAGAAUUAAAUAAUUGCAAAGAAUAAGAAAUGGCUCAAUUGAUUUCAUAAGAAAUUUCAGACUAGUAAUUUAAUGAGGAGUUUUGCAGAUAAUUAUAGAAAUAUAUAUAAAGUGAUCAUAAUAAAAUUACUGUAGCGUUUUCUCAUGUAAUUUUAUGUUAUAUAUUUUGUUAAACUAAAAAUUCAGAAAUUAUACAAUUUGAUUAAAAUACUUUUAACCUAAGGAUAGCUAAGGAGGAAUAUUAAUAUUCUUAAGAACUGUUAUAAAAGUUUGAUGCGGUUUCCCAAAAUUUUGAUUUAUAUCAAUAUUGA
Molecule: messenger RNA, 2078 nt
Organism: Paramecium sonneborni
Lineage: Eukaryota; Ciliophora; Oligohymenophorea; Peniculida; Parameciidae
Source: the annotation of a GenBank genome assembly